AGCCAGCGGCCCUGCAGAGCUGAGAAUGGGAGUAGUGCAUAGUGUCUGAGCAGCACACCCAUCUCCUCUCCGCUCUUCGCCUCACUCUCGUGGCCCGUUCACCCAUCCAUCACCCGGCCGGUCACCGUUUUGAACACCUUCCACCAUGGCCACCUCAGCAAGUUCCCACUUAAACAAAGGCAUCAAGCAAAUGUACAUGUCCCUGCCCCAGGGUGAGAAAAUCCAAGCCAUGUAUAUCUGGGUUGAUGGUACCGGAGAAGGACUACGCUGCAAGACCCGUACCCUAGACUGUGAGCCCAAGUGUGUAGAAGAGUUGCCUGAGUGGAACUUCGAUGGCUCCAGCACCUUUCAGUCCGAAGGGUCCAACAGCGACAUGUAUCUCCAUCCUGUCGCCAUGUUUCGAGACCCCUUCCGCAAAGAUCCCAACAAGUUGGUGUUCUGUGAAGUUUUCAAGUAUAACCGGAAGCCUGCAGAGACCAAUUUGAGGCACACCUGCAAACGGAUAAUGGACAUGGUGAGCAACCAGCAUCCCUGGUUUGGAAUGGAACAGGAAUAUACUCUCAUGGGAACAGACGGCCACCCUUUUGGUUGGCCUUCCAAUGGCUUCCCUGGACCCCAAGGUCCUUAUUACUGCGGUGUGGGAGCAGACAAAGCCUAUGGCAGGGAUAUCGUGGAGGCUCACUACCGGGCCUGCUUGUAUGCCGGAGUCAAGAUCACAGGGACAAAUGCUGAGGUUAUGCCUGCCCAGUGGGAAUUCCAAAUAGGACCCUGUGAAGGGAUCCGAAUGGGAGAUCAUCUUUGGAUAGCCCGUUUUAUCUUGCAUCGUGUGUGUGAAGACUUUGGGGUGAUAGCAACCUUUGACCCCAAGCCCAUUCCAGGGAACUGGAAUGGUGCAGGCUGCCAUACCAACUUUAGCACCAAGGCCAUGCGGGAGGAGAAUGGUCUGAAGUGCAUUGAGGAGGCCAUUGACAAACUGAGCAAGAGGCACCAGUACCACAUCCGUGCCUACGAUCCCAAGGGGGGCCUGGACAACGCCCGGCGUCUGACUGGAUUCCACGAAACCUCCAACAUCAACGACUUUUCUGCUGGUGUUGCCAACCGCAGCGCCAGCAUCCGCAUUCCCCGGACUGUCGGCCAGGAGAAGAAGGGUUACUUUGAAGACCGUCGGCCUUCUGCCAAUUGUGACCCCUACGCGGUGACAGAAGCCAUCGUCCGCACGUGUCUCCUCAACGAAACCGGCGACGAGCCCUUCCAGUACAAGAACUAAGCGGACUAGACUUCCAGUGAUCUCGAGCCUUUCCUAGUUCAUCCCACUUCCCAGCUCUUCCCUCUCCCAGUUGUCCCCACUGUAACUCAAAGGAUGGAAUACCAAGGUCUUUUUAUUCCUCUUGCCUAGUUAAUCUUGCUUUUAUUGGUCAGAAUAGAAGGGUCGAGUUAUUAAUCUCUA
Messenger RNA from Grammomys surdaster, 1447 nucleotides. It is a transcript of the gene Glul, whose product is annotated as glutamate-ammonia ligase. Gene Ontology annotation, cellular component: cytoplasm. The transcript has 7 exons. NCBI's taxonomy places the organism in Eukaryota, Metazoa, Chordata, Mammalia, Rodentia, Muridae. Gene Ontology annotation, molecular function: glutamine synthetase activity. The record is from RefSeq and is a predicted model, not a curated record. The coding region runs from base 146 to 1267 and encodes 373 amino acids.